Thamnophis elegans (Western terrestrial garter snake) is the source of this 2986-nucleotide messenger RNA. It is a transcript of the gene ADRA1A, whose product is annotated as adrenoceptor alpha 1A. Gene Ontology annotation, cellular component: membrane. Gene Ontology annotation, biological process: cell-cell signaling; positive regulation of cytosolic calcium ion concentration; regulation of cardiac muscle contraction. NCBI's taxonomy places the organism in Eukaryota, Metazoa, Chordata, Lepidosauria, Squamata, Natricidae. Gene Ontology annotation, molecular function: alpha1-adrenergic receptor activity. The record is from RefSeq and is a predicted model, not a curated record. The coding region runs from base 1100 to 2512 and encodes 470 amino acids. The transcript is spliced from 4 exons.
AUGUUGACAACUGUCAGAAGUGCCCUUUCUUGUGCUGAAAUACGGUAACCAGCAAGAGAUUACGGUAAAUCACAACAGGGACCGUAGUGCUGCCUGCAUCAGCUCCUACAGCACACUAAAGUUACUGCUUCUCCUUCACAGUCGAGCAGGGGGGCAUUAUUCACCGAGGAAGAGGGAGGUAUCAUAAAAGCAGCACUCAGCCACCCUUAGCCAUUGGGACAGAGGGAAUUCAUGUAAUUCAAAGUGCCCCACUGUGCCAUUCGGAUGACUGCUUGUGAUUCGUCCCCUUUCAAUCAGCCUGCAACAGGAGGGUUUCAGGAGGAGGAAACAACUCAUCUGUCAAACAGAAGAGCACAGAUCUCCAUCUCCUCCGAGUUCCUAGCAGGUCCAUAACCAUUGUUUGUUAAAAGGAUUAUAUGCUGGGUGAAGGUGUCACCGUUUUACCAUUAUUACAGCUUCUUGGAAUCACAAAGUUAGUCAUGGAUGAAAAGACUAGAUAUUGAGAAGUGUCAGCCAGAGUGACAGACAGCAAUCUUCUUUCACCUGGGAGGAUUUUUCAAAGUCAGAAGAAGACAUAAAAAAGAACAAAUAAUACUCUGCUAUUAUUUGUGUUGCAUCUUUCCAUGAAGAACUUUUAAAGAGUCUGGAAGUUGAAGUCCUUUCUACCACAGCAACUUUCCUUGCUUAGUAACAAAAAGCAUCUGGUGGCUCAAUGGGCAUUAUUUUAAAAGAAAGAGGUCUUUAGUCAGUCUUUAAUAUGGUUUCAUCAUCAAACACCCAGCAAGGUAUGAUAAACACCAAAGAGACUGUUCUAAAGAGAACCAUUCUAAUUGCUUUGGAAUUAUUUUUGGGACAAGAAACGCCUGUGUUUUUCUUCAGAGCAAAUGCAAAAGAAGAAAUGUGGAUUUUCAAAUAUGUUCAUUAGUCAAGGGUUUGGCUCUCUCCUCUGCAUUUAUAAAGCCAGACUAGUAUUUCCAAUUAGUUUCUAUCUACAAUGUGGAAAUAAAGCUUCACCCAACACUACCAAAUAUUUGCUCUUGGCUCUUUCAAAGAAAGGGCAGCGAGAAUCACAAACACACUGGAUGUACAUUAACCAGUUAUGAUAAUGGGACUGACCUCUGAGAACAUCUCUGCCCUUGACUGCUUCAAUUGCACUCAGACUGUGGAGCAAUUAAAUAUUUCCAAGGCCAUAUUAUUAGGAGUCAUCUUUGGAGGUCUGAUUGUUUUUGGGGUCCUGGGCAACAUCGUGGUUAUCCUUUCAGUGGCCUGUCACAAACAUCUGCAAAGCGUAACCCAUUACUACAUUAUCAACUUGGCUGUGGCUGAUCUCCUCUUGACUUCUACUGUUCUCCCCUUUUCUGCUAUUUUAGACAUUCUGGGCUACUGGGCUUUUGGAAGGAUCUUCUGCAACCUCUGGGCAGCUGUUGAUGUUCUGUGCUGCACAGCUUCCAUCAUGAGCCUUUGUGUCAUCUCUAUAGACCGAUAUAUUGGAGUCAGCUACCCACUGAGAUACCCAGCCAUAGUGACUGAAAAAAGAGGUAUCCUGGCUCUGCUGUGCGUGUGGGCAUUGUCAGUUAUGAUAUCCAUAGGUCCUCUCUUUGGCUGGAGACAACCAGCUCCAGAAGAUGAAAAAAACUGCCAGAUCAACACUGACCCAAGUUAUGUCUUAUUUUCUGCUCUUGGGUCCUUCUACCUCCCCCUGGUCAUCAUACUGGUGAUGUAUUGCCGGGUAUACGUGGUAGCCAGAAGAGAAAGCAAAGGAUUGUCGUGUGGCCUGAAGACUGAGAAGUCCCAUUCAGAAGAAGUGACUCUCCGCAUCCACCGCAAGAACAACACUGAAGCUGCAGGAGCUACCCCUACCACCAAGCACAAGUCCAAUUUUUCCAUAAGGCUUCUAAAGUUCUCUCGGGAGAAGAAAGCAGCCAAAAGCUUGGGAAUAGUUGUGGGAUGUUUCAUCCUGUGUUGGCUUCCUUUCUUUUUAAUCAUGCCAAUUGGUUCUUUCUUUCCUGACAGCAAGCCCUCGGAAACCAUUUUUAAAAUUGCCUUUUGGCUUGGGUAUCUAAACAGUUGCAUCAACCCCAUCAUUUACCCUUGUUCGAGUCAAGAGUUUAAAAAAGCAUUCCAAAAUGUCCUAAGAGCCCGGUGUCUCCACAGGAGGUAUUCCUCCAACAAAUAUUCCCUGAACUUCACCCACAAUCACCCAAGCAGCCAUGUUCCUGAAGCUGACAAAGAUAUUGUCCGGAUACCUGUCGGCACUGGAGAACACUUCUAUAAGAUUUCCAAAUCGGAUGGCGUGUGUGAAUGGAAACUUUUUUCAGCCAUGCAAAGCAUGUCAACCAAGAGCAAUGCUCUGAAAGAGAGCCCCAGCUGCUCUACGGCCAAAGUGAAGAGCAAAGGCCUCCUGAGAGAGUGCUGCUGUGCAAACACCUCAGGAGAAAACCCAAAGGACCAGCAAAUACCCACCAUUAAAAUACAUACUGUCUCCAUCAGUGAAAAUGGAGAAGAUGUUUAAAGACCUUCCAUUAUUUUGAUGGGAGUUCUGAAGUUUUACAGUGUGUUUUCAUAGUUUUCUGCACUGGCGAGUCGAUCACAAAAGGUUUCAAUGGGUCACAACAGGAAGGCAAAUAAAGCCUAGAUCAGGUCAAACUCUGUAGAGAUGGAAACCAUGGGAAGACUUCCAUCCAUGCUGUUCCAUUGGAUUCUGUGAGGAGUAGUACGGGGGUCCCUGUGGGGCUGGACGCCUUCAAAUUAUUCAGAUUUGAUUUCUUGUUCUUUUAAAGGUUUUUAUUGUAUCCUGUUGUUUUAAUUCAAGUUAUCUAGCCUUUCUUUUUUUAAUGAUCAGUGGCGUAAAAACAUCCUUGAAAUAUAUCCUACAACAGAGAACCAUUAAUAUAUGUUCCAGCUUUCAUUGCAAAUGCUUUUCUUGAGUGGUCAGCUCUUUUUUUUUAUUACUCUGCAUUGUGAAGAUAAAUUUGACAAGGCUGCA